AUCGAUGCAUCCAGUGUUUAGGGGAUGAUGGGACGACUUUCCGCAAAGCGCAUUUGCAACGACGAAGCACCGCCAUGACCCAAGAAUGCGAGCUGCUGGACGACAUGGAGAAGCGCUUGAAGAAGCGCGCGUACAUCCGAACCUUCAUGAAGACGUACCGGAAAAAGGAGAAGCGGGGCCACGAACAGCUCAAGGCCCAAAAGGUGCAGCUCGAGAACGAAGUCCGCGCCAUGUUCCUGUCCACGGGGCGGUAUGUCCGCACCAAGACGAUGUUGUCGUGGAAGGACAUUGCCAGUGCAUUGGCCACAAGCAAGAAUGAGGUUCUGGACACGAACCAGCAGCUGCGAGCUCAAGUGAUGUCUCUGCAUGGCAUUGUUCAGGAAAUGCACCACUGGGCGGGGAUUGUGCGUCCGUUGACCGUGACCUCGUCAUGGCGCAACGUGUCCCUGCCAGCGUCGCCUACAUCUCGAUCGUUAGCGAAGGACUGGAUCUCCCGUCAAUUGCUUGAGCAAAUGAAUCGUGUGCUCACGUCGCAGCCAUUUCCUGCAGAUCACGCCAAGUAUCACGACUGGGACAUGAUCUUCUCCGACGACGACAGCCACUUUCACAUCAAGCAAUGCUCGCAGUUCGUAUGGGACGUCCCCAUCGAGUCCGUCGUCACGCUGUACUACCGGCACGCGUGCUCGGCGUUGUGGCUCGACGGCCACCAACCGCUCGGGCUGCAGUCUUUAAAGGAAGAAACCGAGCAAACGACAUUGCAUCAACUGAUUUCGCGGGCCGGAGAGCAUGUGAACCUGCUCAGCGGCAUCUCCCGAGGCAAAGACUGUUGCCAUAUUGUCCUCAAGCAAAUCCAAGACGACGAGAGCUUUGCCUUGAAUGGCCGCCGCCAGCGGAAUCGCACGGCGUGGCUCGAGAUCAAGCGGCUGUCGGCGACCAAGACCCAGCUUCGCGUGUACUGUGAAACGUCUCAGAACUUCACCAACGACGGGUACACGUCCGUGGAUGUCGAAGCCAAGCGGGUUUCCGUGGACGUCAAUGGCCUCAGCGACCACAUGAAGCGCACGACGCUGCGCAACACGAUGGUGUCCCGCACGAAUGUGGCCCUGGCCAUGGCCAACGACAACAUGAUGAAAUUACUCGUGCAAGUCGAUACGUCAUCGUAACACGAAGAUUUCAAAGAGCAACAUUUUCAUUGGACCAAAUUGGCCACC
This is a messenger RNA of Aphanomyces astaci, 1211 nucleotides long. RefSeq lists its product as hypothetical. Bases 75 to 1163 code for a protein of 362 amino acids. The record is from RefSeq and is a predicted model, not a curated record. NCBI's taxonomy places the organism in Eukaryota, Oomycota, Saprolegniomycetes, Saprolegniales, Verrucalvaceae. The transcript has 4 exons.